Messenger RNA from Sclerotinia borealis F-4128, 1611 nucleotides. The record is from the annotation of a GenBank genome assembly. Lineage: Eukaryota; Fungi; Ascomycota; Leotiomycetes; Helotiales; Sclerotiniaceae.
AUGCUCAGUUUUAUAAGUGUCAUCACUGUCCUCGUUAUAUUACCUCUGGGAAACGCAUCUUCAAGCACCAAUAAUUAUCCAUCCCUUCCCUCCCACGGACCAAAAUGUCGAUACCUUCCAAGCGACCCCGCAUGGCCUAACCAAACAGUUUGGAAUAAUUUGAAUCAAACAGUUGAAGGCAGACUUAUUCGUGGUGUACCAUUAGGCCAGCCUUGCUACGAGCCUCAUCUGGACGUUACAAAAUGCUCUCAAAUACGGGAGGAAUGGAUUAUGCUAUCGCCAUUUAACGCUGAAGAUGUUAUGGCGGGUCUUCGAUUUGUACACGAUAAUAAUAUACGGCUCACGAUUAAAAAUACGGGACAUGAUUUCCUCGGACGAUCGACAGGUGCAGGUUCGUUGGCUUUGUGGAUGCACAAUCUCGAUGAAACAAUCUUUCUCAACUAUAGUAGCACUUUAUACACGGGACCUGCAGUCCACAUCGGUGCCGGCGUUCGAUAUUCUGAUUUGCAUCCAGUGGCUAGAAAGCAUGGGUAUCGUGUCGUGAGCGGCUCGUGUUCCACCGUCGGCUUAACAGGUGGUUUUACUCAAGGUGGUGGUCAUGGACCUCUCGCCUCGGCAUAUGGACUGGGAGCCGAUCAGGUGUUGGAGUGGGAGGUAGUGACUGCCGCAGGGGAGCAUCUGACUGUCUCACCAGUGCAUUAUGCGGACUUGUAUUGGGCAUUGAGUGGUGGGGGUGCCGGGAAUUUCGCAGUGGUGCUUUCGAUGAAGGUGAGGGUUUAUCCUGAAGGUCCAGUGGCGGGAGCCGCUUUCUCUUUCGUUGAUAAUGGGAAUAGCACGGCGUAUUGGGCUGCUAUUAAUGACUGGUUACAAACUCUGCUCGUACUCGAUACUAUCGAUGGUUUAACAACUGUCUCUGCCAUUACAGCCGAGGGAUUCUCGCUAGAAUCCGCCACGCUGCCAGAUGUUACCACCACAGAUAAAAUAGACAAUGCUCUCGCCUCAUUCUUCAGCAAACUUGCGGACCUCAACAUCUCACUUGCCAAAAACUACACAGCAAACAUCCACACCAGUUUCGCCGAUUACUACGAGUUUUCGAUUCUGCAAGCAUAUACGAGCAACAUUACCAUUGGCGGGCGCAAUAUUCCACGCUCAACAGUCCAAGAUACAAGCACUGCUCUCCCCGCAAUCAUCUCCGCUUUCCGCGGCAUUACCCAUACCGGCGGCACUAUAUUCCUCACCGCAGCCAACAUCUUACACGCAAACUACACGCGCAAUUCGGUAUUGCCAUCGUGGCGCAAUGCGCUAUUCUCCGCAGCGUUUUCAUCGCCGCUGGCGGCGAAUGCGAGCCGAGAGGAGAUACGUGAUAAUCAGGCACUGUUGAAUAGGUGGCAGGAGGAACUGCGUGCUCUGACGCCUGGGGCGGGCGCCUAUAUGAAUGAGGCGACGUGGGAUAAUGUGGAGUGGAAAGAAGAUUAUUUUGGGGGAAAUUAUGAGGAGUUGUUGAGGGUGAAGAGGAGGUAUGAUUCGGGGAAUCUGUUUUGGGCGGUGGCGGCGGUGGGGAGUGAUGAUUCUUGGGGGGUGGGGAAUGGAGGAGCUUUGUGUAGGGUCUGA